GAGGAAGGGGAGUCGGGAGCCGCCUUGAAUCCCGUAGGCCAUGCGGAAUAGAAAAGCACCAAACCAUGUGCAAACACCUAGCGAAUUAAUAUUUAUACCUAUGCUUACGGUGUGGUACACCGCCUUUGUCGCGCCCGUCGCCCAUUUUGUUCUCGAAGCAUCCCGCUCUCGCACGAUGCGGAACAGAGCGCGAAGGCACCCAUAAAUAUGGUAUGACGCCGUUACGUGCACGUUAAGCGUCCGACCAUCAUUUUCAGGCAUGCGAAUAAGUGUACAGCUAUGUCUGCUCCUUGCGUAUAAUUGCAUCCUUGAUGGCAUACUUAGCAUACCUGGCUUUGGAAAGUCGAUGCGUCGGAAAGUAGAGGAGUUGAGCACUCCCUCUUUCGACAGGUGCUUGGCGUGCAGCAAGCGCGGGAGAAGUGCGCCAACGCACCGACCGCAUCGAAGAGGUCAUAUGCUGAUUCCUUCCCCCCCUGUCUCUCCGUAGCUGGCUUCCGCCUGGGCCUUCUGCUGUUCUCCCCCAGGAGAUCUUGCGCGAUGUUCGUGAAACAGGCAACAACAGACCGGUUGCUCGGUAUGCUAGUUACCCUCGCCACGGGCGCUGCCAUCUUCUACAUCCAGGUGAGUUUGUGGUAAAAUAAAGGAUGCGGAAGGGCAUUUAAGGGCAGUAAUGUCCAACACUUGCCCUCCUGCUCCUUUAAAUACGCACAGCAUGGUAUAAAGGCGUUUGUUAAUCGGCGGAAGUCAGGCGCUAAAUCCGAGCGGCCACAUCCCAAGGAGGUACGUGCAACGUCCAGCAUGUUUCUGACUUAUUAGCUUUAUGGUCCCAUGAGCAUUCCUGCAUCCGCGUCAAUUCGUUCUUUGCAGAGACUCAAAGUAGGAGGUCGAAGCGUGUCACGGGCAUGCCGCAACUUAGCUUUACUCGAGCUCUUUCCCUCCGCACUCAAAGCGAUCAUAGGCUUACGCUUUGCUAUGCGCAUCUCACCCAUCCCGCUCCAUACCAUCCACAUUUUCGGAUACAACACAGGCCACUAACUACGGUGACCCAUAUUUUCGCGCACGGUGGGGCCAUAUGACUGGGAAAGGGGGCAUUUUCGAGUUAAUCCAUCACUCGGGCGCCUGCAUGUGCGGGCGGUUCGGCUUCCGACUCUUGGCACCUGCGGAUUUGAAGGCUUUGGACUGUCCCGGUCCUGUACGCUAUCCCCACGUCUUCGUCCCCGCGAGCGCCUUCCAGCCGUUGCAAGACCUGCGGCUUCUGACGCUGUACACGGCCCGGGGGCUCCUGGGGGGGCACGUAGUCGUGCACGCCUUCUGCACCGCCUGUGGGGUGCCCAUCUUCCGCGCCUCGGACGGGGCGAUCGACACCCUGGUGGUGAAUGUCGAGUGUCUGCAUGGCGCGAGUAUUCGGAGUGUAGAAGUCACGUACUACGAGGACCUGCUCGGCUUCCCCCGAGGGAGCCGGGAGGCGGCCGGGGCGACAGCAGCGGGGGACGAUCCUUGCAGAGCGAGGGCGUGGGAGAGGGGGAAGGCAGCCGGGCCCGAGGAUGUCUCAGAGGGAUCGAGACCAAAGUCACACGGUGGCAGCAGCAAGGUGGCGGCGGAGGGGGCGCUGGUAAAGAAGGGAUGGGGCCAGGGAGUAGGCGUGGGAAGCGGCACGACGUGGGGCGGGCGGGUCUCAGGGCUGGUGGAGAAUGCGCUUCCUUUCCGGAACGUCUUCGGUGGAUCAGGCAGCAGCUUAGGGGGAAAAGUGCGCGACGGGUGUGGCUACCACUCCUCGGCUUCGGUCCAAACAACGGGCGCGACUUCCCUCCUAUCCCAUCUUCUCUCCCGCGCCUCCCUAUCGAUGCGGCCCGCGCCAGGCGGGCUGCUCUCGAUCGAGGCGGGCGGGUCGGCAGCGGAGGAGGAGGGACUCGCAGAGAGCGGAAGCCCGGCGGGCAGCCAGGAGACCAGCCCGGUCAUGCCCACGGAGGGGUCCGCGGACAACAUGUGGCUGGCGUGGGACGAGUCUUGCGAGAUCAGGAGAGAUCGAGGGGAGACUGACGGCGUUGGACGCAGGGGCUGGGGCCAGCCCCCCCCCCGACGAGUGACCAGCUCGACGAGGAUGCUCAUGUCAGGUGUGAGUGAGCUCACUGUCCCGCUGCCGGGGCAAUCCGACGCCGCCUCCCAGCGAGUAAUAGGACCAGCGCCCGGAUGGGAGCGAGUGAGUGACGGCUGCACGCCACCCUCCAUGCACCAGCUCCGGUACCACUUAAAAAGGCACUUAAAACGCCGGCUAAACUGGCUGAGCUCGAACGGCGGGGGUGAAACCGGCCUGGGAAGAGGGGACUUGGAGGAGAGGGAGGACUUUGGAGAGACGAGGGCAUAUCCAGGCGACCAGCAUUUUUUUCAACAUCACGAGCACGAGCCGGCGCCGUUUAUCGAGGAGGAAGAAACCAUCCACUCGGCAUAUGGCCUCAAGAGCCGUCAGGUGGAGGGCUUGCCAUCAAAACAUCAGCGGCGGAUGACCACGCCGACUCCGCCGCCAUCGCCAUCAGUAAGAUCAAGUUUUGCCUCAACCCCAGCCACUCCACUAGCCGAUGCCACUCACAAACACUCUGCCAACACGAGCAUCUCCUCCAGUCCGCAUUCACAACAAGUUUUCCCAUCUCCGCAGUCGGAAGAGGCCCGCACCAAAAAGGGUGGGCUUUGCGGGACGCCUCCGAAUGGGAUUAGAAAAAAAUCAAAACAAGCUCGAGGGGGGAGGGAGAACAGAGCGACGGUGCCGAAAGGCACCAAAGCUGACUGACGGUGUUGAAAGAUAACUGGUCAUUGCAGGAAUGUGUGCGCGCAGAAAGAUGGAACAGAUGGACCCAGAGACGCGCACACGCACGACAAGCAUUCUUGAAGGUAUGGGCCACAGUGCCGUAAUGCGUACAAUGUCUCUAUCUUCCUAGUUGAUAGGAAGUGGAACAUAAUGCAGGGAACGGAAGCGAGACAAAAUUUUACAUAUGCAUACGCAAACUAGCAGGUAAAUUGUCUCUCGCCCUAUCCUUUUGCCGAUCCGGAGAAAGUUGUAAGUUUAGGAUGCCUGACUGCUGUGCAUUUUUUGGGAUGACGAAGACCGAGACAUUCAUGUCCGUCCGCUUUUCUCUUAAGAAUCGGGUAUUUUUUAUUGUAAUGCAAAAGCAAAAUCCAAAAGUUACUUUGUCAAGUGCUUCAGUUGCCACAAAAAACGUAAAUGCGUCCACAUCGAGAACUUUUCCCGUGGCUGGGGUCGG
This is a messenger RNA of Nannochloropsis gaditana CCMP526, 3257 nucleotides long. Its product is annotated as centromere v-like protein. The record is from RefSeq and is a predicted model, not a curated record. The transcript has a single exon. Gene Ontology annotation, molecular function: carbon-sulfur lyase activity. The coding region runs from base 1073 to 2785 and encodes 570 amino acids.